GGGGCUCGGACCCGGGCGGCGGCAUGCGGCGCGUGUAGCAGCAGCGCCCCCCGGCGGCGGCGAGCGGCCGUCCCCGCGCAGCGCCCUCCCGCGGGGGCACCGGAGCGCGGGCGGAGGGCCCGGGGGCGCGGCCUCGGCGGCGGCGCGGCGACAAGGACAGCGGCGGCGGGAUGGCGCGCCCGCGGCCCCGCGAGUACAAGGCGGGCGACCUGGUCUUCGCCAAGAUGAAGGGCUACCCGCACUGGCCGGCCCGGAUUGAUGAACUCCCAGAGGGAGCUGUGAAGCCUCCAGCAAACAAGUAUCCUAUCUUCUUUUUUGGCACCCAUGAAACCGCGUUCCUAGGCCCCAAAGACCUCUUCCCCUACAAGGAAUACAAAGACAAGUUUGGAAAGUCCAACAAACGGAAAGGCUUCAACGAAGGGUUGUGGGAGAUAGAAAAUCACCCCGGAGUGAAGUUUACUGGAUACCAGGCAAUUCAACAACAGAGCUCUUCAGAAACAGAAGGAGAAGGUGGAAAUACUGCCGAUGCCAGCAGUGAGGAAGAAGGGGAUCGAGUAGAGGAAGAUGGAAAAGGCAAAAGAAAGAAUGAAAAAGCAGGCUCCAAACGGAAAAAGUCAUACACUUCAAAGAAAUCCUCUAAACAGACCCGGAAAUCUCCAGGAGAUGAAGAUGACAAGGACUGCAAAGAGGAGGAGAACAAAAGCAGCUCUGAGGGCGGGGACACCGGCAAUGACACGAGGAACACAACUUCAGACCUGCAGAAGACCAGUGAAGGGACCUAACACCAUCAAUGCUGCUCGUGGAGAGAGCCACAAGGAGGUUACCGCGGCUGUCACAUGUCCUUGGACCAUAGGAGCCAACAGCUAGUCGUCCUGUCCCUGACAGACCCCAGUUUGUAUGUACAUUAUUCACAUUCCUCUCUGUUGUGUUUGGGGGAAGAGAGACAUUUUAGCCUUUUUUAAAGUUAUUGAUUUAAUUUCAUGUUAUUUGGUUGCAUGACGUUCCCGUAACCUCUAAGGAUUGUCAAGACUUUUGCACAAACUUAUACACAUCUAGGAUCCUUUUGACCAGGGCAGUCACAGUCACCAUCCUCCUGCCUUUACGCUUCCAUCACCAAGCACUCAGUUUAAUAUAAAUCUGCAUUUUUAACGACCACUCAACAGAGUCCCUCUCUGUGACAGAGCCCAGGAACCAAUUCCUAGAUACAUAAUGUUGGCAUAUAGAAGAUGGCAUUAAAAUCGUCUUUGUUUUGCGGCCAUGUGUGAAGUUUGACCAUGUUGUAAAAUACCUAUUCCAUAUUAGAAAUAGCUAGUUGAUAGCUUAUACUUCUCAAAGCUCAUGUUGUUACGUACACACACUCAGUUUCUAUCUGUGGAGUCAGUGAGUCUUUUUGUGUUACCCCUGAAUAAAGGCAAGGAUUUAUUUUUCACUCAAGGUGGAUACAUUACAUCUGAAAGCUGGAAUCAGCAGUGACCCUCUGGGAAACCAGACAAGGCAUCAAGUUAAAUACAGACUUUAAAUGAAGUCUUGUUUUCCUUUGGAACUAGAAUUAGAAUAGUUAAGGUUCACCCACAAAACAUUACUAUGUGUACAUUACUGUUGCUGUUGUGACAAUAGAGAUUUUAUUUAUUUUUAUGCCAGCUUAUAUUGUGAGAACACAGUCCAUUUGGGUUUUAUCAAUCCUACUGUGCUUGUCCUUGGAACAUCUUUCGCGUAUUCGAGGUUUGUAGUUGAAAAGUUUACUGUAAAAAAAAAAAAAAAUCAAAAACAAACAAACAAAAAAAAGCCUGUAUUGUUUUUACAGAAUAAAUUUAUUGGAAUGUG
Erinaceus europaeus (western European hedgehog) is the source of this 1824-nucleotide messenger RNA. It is a transcript of the gene HDGFL3, whose product is annotated as HDGF like 3. Gene Ontology annotation, cellular component: nucleus. NCBI's taxonomy places the organism in Eukaryota, Metazoa, Chordata, Mammalia, Eulipotyphla, Erinaceidae. Gene Ontology annotation, molecular function: transcription coregulator activity; double-stranded DNA binding. Bases 171 to 782 code for a protein of 203 amino acids. Gene Ontology annotation, biological process: regulation of transcription by RNA polymerase II. The transcript has 6 exons. The record is from RefSeq and is a predicted model, not a curated record.